GGCGCCGCCACUUCCUGGAGUCGCGGCCGGGGCCGAUCGCUCUGCACUCCGCCGCCGAGCCGGGAGGGAGCGGAGCCCGCGGCCGCAGCCAUGUCCCACCAGACCGGGAUCCAAGCAAGUGAAGAUGUUAAAGAUGUCUUUGCCAAAGCAAGAAAUGGGAAAUACAGACUUCUGAAAAUAUCUAUUGAAAAUGAGAAACUUGUGAUUGGAUCAUGUAAUCAGGCUUCAGAUUCCUGGGAUAAAGAUUAUGACUCCUUUAUUUUACCCCUGUUGGAGGACAAACAACCUUGCUAUAUAUUAUUCAGGUUAGAUUCUCAGAAUGCCCAGGGAUAUGAAUGGAUAUUCAUUGCAUGGUCUCCGGAUUAUUCACCUGUUCGUCAAAAGAUGUUGUAUGCUGCAACAAGAGCAACUCUGAAAAAGGAAUUUGGAGGUGGCCACAUUAAAGAUGAAGUAUUUGGUACAGUAAAGGAAGAUGUUUCUUUACAUGGCUAUAAAAAAUAUUUGCUCUCACAAUCUUCCCCUGCCCCAUUAACUGCAGCUGAGGAAGAAUUACGGCAGAUUAAAAUUAAUGAGAACCCAGAGGAUCGAAUUGGGGUACAAACUGACGUGAGUGUGGACACUAAGCAUCAAACACUACAAGGUGUAGCAUUUCCUAUAUCUAGAGAAGCUUUACAGGCUUUGGAAAAAUUGAAUAACAGACAGCUCAACUAUGUUCAAUUGGAAAUAGAUAUAAAAAAUGAAACUAUUAUUUUGGCCAACACAAUAAAUACAGAAUUAAAAGAUUUGCCAAAGAGAAUUCCCAAGGAUUCAGCACGUUACCAUUUCUUUUUGUAUAAACAUUCCCAUGAAGGAGACUAUUUGGAAUCCAUAGUGUUUAUUUAUUCAAUGCCUGGAUACACAUGUAGUAUAAGAGAACGGAUGCUGUACUCUAGCUGCAAGAGCCCUCUGCUUGAAAUCGUAGAAAGACAACUACAAAUGGAUGUGAUUCGAAAGAUAGAAAUUGACAAUGGGGAUGAGUUGACUGCAGACUUCCUCUAUGAAGAAGUACAUCCCAAGCAGCAUGCGCAUAAGCAGAGUUUUGCAAAACCAAAAGGUCCUGCUGGAAAAAGAGGAAUCCGAAGACUAAUUAGGGGUCCAGCUGAAACCGAAGCCACUACUGAUUAAAAUCACUAUGUUGGGUAUUAUAAUACUAGUUUUUUAAAACGUUCAGCUUUUAGUACAGAAGACCCGAAAUCAUUCCAUGUUGAUAAAUAGUAGAAGGGGAUUGAACUUUUGAAAAAAUAGCACUUUUCACUUCUGUGUGUUUUUUAAAAUAAUGAAAUAGAAAACUCCUGAUUUCUAUUUUUGAGUUUAAACAAGGAUUCGACAUGACAUAGUAAUGUUUAAUUUUGUCGCACUGUUUUCAUAAAGUGGUGAUUUCAUGCUUUCACAUAAUUUUUAAAUUUUAUAGUUGGGCCAAUAUCAGUAAGUCUAACAUCUUUAUGUACACUUUACUAAUCUUUGGUGAAGACAGCGAAUUUUUUUCUUUUAAGGGAGAGAUGAUGACCUUAAAAUUAAAAUACUCAUACUACAUGAAUAAGUUAAGGUUUAUUUUGUAAACUGAAAAAACUGCCUGGAGAAUGGUGAGAAGUGGGUUUACUUUGUGGAGCAGUGCUAGUGAACUCUUGUAGCGUGUGAGGUUUUAUCUACAACUUUUAAGAAACAGUGCUUUAUUGCAGCGGUCUUUUCUCACGUUUGACUUUUUGGUUUUAUAAACAGCAUUAAAAUUCCUGAAGAUCAGCUCAUCCCUUAAGAAUAUCACAUAUUUUCUAUACUGUGUGGUUUCUGAUGAAAGACAUGUAAGCAGCUUUAGUAAAUUCAUUGUCGUACUUUUUUUUAAAAAAAAGCCAUUUCAAAUGUAAAACAUAUUAUAACUAGUGUGAGGUCAAAUAUGUUCAGAUUGAAUAUUAAAUUAGUAUUCAAAGAGAGACAAAACUGAAGUCACUGUUAAAGAGAUUUUAAAUAUCAAGGUACCUCCCAAACCACAUACUCAUAGACUAAUUGUUUUCAUUGUAACUUUGGAGUAAAUGUUCAGAUUUCUUAAUUGUUUAAAAAAAAAUCCUGAUACCACCCUAACAUAAAUAACAUAAAUCAGAAUCUUGUUUCAAUUUAUAUGUUUCAAACCACAUUUAACUAUUUUCUAAAGCUUUGCAUUUUCAUUAAAGCCCAGUGAGGCUUAAGUGAACUUAAACUGAGAUUUUUGAGCCUUAUUUUUUUUGAUACUUGAAGUAGAGGGAGCUAGAAUACUUCAUAUUUAAUUUGUUAAAUCUGCUGCAAGAGCCAUACCUGGGUUUUCUAAAUGACUGUGGGUUUCCAGGAUUUAGAAUUUGUUCUACACUAUGCUGCAUAAAACAAUUAUUAGAAAUGCACAUUUCAUAGCCUAAAAUAUGAAGCACUCAUUUUUAUACCUUAUUAUCUAAGGAAAUAUAUGCACCUUCAGAAUUCCAUAGUGUGUUCAAAUAAAGCAUAUUAGAAUAAUGGGUGGUUAGACUUAUUUUUAAUAGCAUUAAAAAUAUUUGUGUGGUUUUGUUCUGUUUACAGAUAAUCGGACUAUAAUAUUUAGACAUGCAAAUAGCUGACAGUAAUGUUAUAUUUGUUUACUAAAGGCAUUCUUUAAGUUGUCCCAUGGGUGCACACAAAAAUAUCCUUACACACAAAUUACUACAUUGAUAAUCCUGGAAUUGUGCUGCAGAUCAGGGCUGAAUACUGAUUUUUCAGUUAGGAUGAAUGUUAAUUUGUCAUGAAGAUAUAAAAUAAUAGUGAAUGUUUUUCUGUACCAUUCAUGUGCAAUUAUGCUCUAAAUUAAACUACACUACAUGACAGUAAAUGAACAUUCCAGAUAUAGAUGUGAUUUAUAGUUUUUAAUUAUAAUUAAACUAAUGAUUGUUGAAAAUCAGUGAUGCAUUUGUUAGAGUGUAACUCAUCGUUUACAGUAUGUUUUAGGUGGCAUCAUCAUAAUAAUAGGUAAAUAAAAUAUUACCAAUAAAUUUAUAUAGCAGCGAAGAA
Suncus etruscus (white-toothed pygmy shrew) is the source of this 3045-nucleotide messenger RNA. It is a transcript of the gene TWF1, whose product is annotated as twinfilin actin binding protein 1. The coding region runs from base 91 to 1164 and encodes 357 amino acids. Gene Ontology annotation, molecular function: actin filament binding; actin monomer binding. NCBI's taxonomy places the organism in Eukaryota, Metazoa, Chordata, Mammalia, Eulipotyphla, Soricidae. Gene Ontology annotation, biological process: barbed-end actin filament capping; positive regulation of neuron projection development; actin filament depolymerization. The transcript has 10 exons. The record is from RefSeq and is a predicted model, not a curated record. Gene Ontology annotation, cellular component: cytoplasm; myofibril; actin filament.